Nelumbo nucifera (sacred lotus) is the source of this 1265-nucleotide messenger RNA. RefSeq lists its product as uncharacterized. The record is from RefSeq and is a predicted model, not a curated record. Gene Ontology annotation, biological process: transcription initiation at RNA polymerase II promoter; transcription by RNA polymerase II. NCBI's taxonomy places the organism in Eukaryota, Viridiplantae, Streptophyta, Magnoliopsida, Proteales, Nelumbonaceae. Gene Ontology annotation, cellular component: transcription factor TFIIF complex.
GUUUCAUGGGCGGGACAGUGGGAGGAGUGGGGCAGCACUGCUGAGGCGUAUCCUAUAUUUUUAAUGGGGGUUGGUUCGUUAUAAGGCCAAAUCAGAAAAAUCGAAAAACGGUUUUCUUGAGUUCUCUCUCUCGCUGCCUCUCUGCCUCUCUGCCUCUCUGCCUCGCUCGAGGAGGAGGCAUGGACGACCAAUGCAGCAAAGCGGAGCUGGAGACUGGCAGGGCGGACCGAUCGGUUUGGUUGAUGAAGUGCCCCACCAUGGUGUCUCGGUCAUGGCAAUCUCACGCUCCCUCCGACUCGACUCGCCACCUCGCGAAGGUUGUACUUUCCGUCGACCCUCUCCGUCCCAACGACGACAACUCAUCUCCUCAGUUCACGAUGGAGUUGGUUGGCAAUGAACCCGGAAAUGGACCUAAGUGUUACUCGUUGGAUAUGUCAAAAGACUUUAUUCCCAUGUGUGUAUUCUCUGAGACAAGUCAAGGAAGGGUUGCCAUGGAAGGUAAAGUGCUACAUAAAUUUGACAUGAAGCCCCAUAAUGAAAAUAUUGGGGAUUAUGGGAAACUUUGCCGUGAAAGGACAAACAAAUAUAUGGUUAAAACUAGACAAAUUCAGGUGAUUGAUAAUGAUCGUGGAGUGCAUAUGAGGCCUAUGCCUGGGAUGGUUGGAUUACUAACAUCUGGAUCCAAGGACAAGAAGAAAACAGUACCAGUUAAAGGAUCAGACUUGAAAAGAUCAAGAAGAGACCGUGGAGAAAUGGAAGAGAUUAUGUUUAAGCUCUUUGAAAGACAACCAAAUUGGACACUGAGGCAAUUGAUCCAAGAGACUGACCAACCUGAACAAUUCGUGAAAGAUAUACUUAAGGACCUUUGUAUCUACAACAACAAGGGAUCAAAUCAAGGAACCUACGAGCUAAAGCCUGAAUAUAAGAGAUCAGGUGAGGAAGGGAAUCCUGAGUAGCCUGACAACCAAAAGGAAUGGGCUUGAUUGUCUGACCUUAACCAGAAUAUGAACUCUUCAAAGGUUCAUUUUUGCUCAUAGUUUUUUUUUUUUUUUAAGCUUAACGAAAGUUCAAAUUAACAUGAUGGGCAGAAGUAGCUGAGGUUAUUCCAAAAUGUCAGGUUUCCUUUUUUUGAACCUUCAGGUCAUGCUUAGAUUUUCUUUUAUUUUUUAUGACCUCACUCUGGGUUUGGAGGUUAGAAUUUCCACUAUAGUAAAGAGUUGAUAAUAUUUCCGUGGUAAUACCAUUCUGCAAGGCACUUUGAGGCA